UUUUAUACCCGCUUCAUUAAGUUUCCAAUAAAUGUACUGUAUAUAUUACACCACAAUUUAUGUGUACAAAAAUUCACAAAACAUCAUGUUCCACAUUUCAUACUUGCUUUUCUAUUAGGUAAUUACACAUCAUUUGACACCCUUCUUUUGUUAAUUUUCUGUCAAAAAAAUAUUUAAUGGGCUCUUCUCUAGGCGGCACGGCGAGCGACUGGUUAGAGCGUCUGCCUCACAGUUCUGAGGACCGGGGUUCAAUCCCCGGCCCCUCCUGGGUGGGUUUUCUCCAGGUACGACGCUUUCCUCCCACAUCCCCAAAAAAACAUGAUGGUAGGUUAAUUGACGACUCUAAAUUGCCCGUACGUGUGAAUGUGAACGUGACUGCUUGUUUGUUUAUUUGUGCCCUGCGAUUGGCUGGCAACCAGUUCAUGGUGUACCCCGCCUCCUGCCCGAUGAUAGCUGGGAUUGGCUCCAGCACUCCCGCAACCCUAGUGAGAAGAAGCGUCUCAGAAAAUGGAUGGAUGGAUGGGCUCGUCUCUAUCUUAUCCUUGUGUGAAUUUCAAGUACUGGAUGUACACUGAUGUUACACGAUACAACGAACUACACUUACGCACGUGACAAGUUUGCAGUACGCAUGCGUAACACGAGGUCACGCUCUGAUAUGACCAUAGGUAGAUCCGUCACACUCCAUUAGAGCUGCAUACGUAGGGCGACGUCAAGCUUAGUAGGGGCAAACUUCUAAAUGGAUUCCUUCGUGUGAACCGGAAAAAAACAAAAAAUUAAUAAAUUUAAAAAAUAAAACGAAAGAACAAGAAUCACAUUGUACUGAAUAUGGUGGUGCACAAGGCCACACAAUUACGACAAGACUGGUAAAAAUAAACUUAAGAUUUUGAAAAAAGCUUUUUUCCCCCCCAAAUGUUUGGAAUUGAAAAGACAAAGAACAUUGACAAAAAAAGUAAGCCUCCUGAAAAUCUGUUGAGAAAUGAGCAAGAUACGAUUUAAUUUCAAUAUCCAUACAUCGCCUUUGAUAGGAAAGUCGCCCCUUCCAACAUGGCCGCCACGUAGGCACGUUGGUUAGCCGGGGUGCCUUCAUAUUGGUGGUGUCAAUUAUUGUGGGCGCUCAAAAUUUGCAGGAAGCUACACGGUGUCGCUCUGUUUGUCCUGGCACUGUGUCGUUGGGGGCUCGAAUGCGCUGGUUCGGCUUCGGCUUUAACGCCUUUGGACAGAUACAUGGCGGUGAUUUUGCUAUUGACGACACCAAUGAAGUUAAAGUGAUCACACCGACAGAGUUGACGUGUCAUGUUGAUGGAAGCUGCUGUAAGAAAACAAGUGGACUCCGAGCGAGUUGGAGUCGUAGAGCAUCCCUUCACUGGAAUGGUGGUCGCUGUUUGUGCUUGGCAGGUUUCAAGGCUGCGAGUGGGAUUUAUGGGACAGGGUGCACGGACGCAGUUAUCGGGGAGUCUUUCUUAAUCCUCGCUUUUCCAGACAGAAUUGAAUCAUGGGACAUGGACAACGACGAGAAGAAGACUCCAGUCUGGAGCAUGGAAGUCAAAACAACGUCCGAUAGUGCUGAUGCCCCUCUGAAUCUGCCAUUAAUCACUGAUGGUUACAUUGCCAUAAAACCUCCCUUCUACCGGCCAUUAUCUCCACACCUGAAGGCCACCAGACUGGCAAUGGGUGCAGAGCACAGCGUUCUCCUCAGCGCCUCUGGAGCUGUGUACACCUGGGGACUGGGCAGUCACGGUCAGUUAGGGCACGGGGGUCUCUCAUCUGAAGAGCAGCCCAGGGUAGUGGAGGCUCUUUGGGGCAUGACCAUGAGCUGUAUAGCCACAGGAGGCUGGCACACUGUCUGUAUUAGUGAUGGGGGUGACCUGUAUGUGUGGGGCUGGAACGAGAGUGGCCAGCUUGGACUUCCCUCGCGAGCUGUGAGGCGGGCACAGCAGCAUCAAAGUAGUCCAGCAGCAGCAGUUACAGACUCGUCGUCAUAUACAGAUACACCAGAGGGAGAGAAGUACAAAGAAGUGUUUAUAUCCAUCCAGGCAUUCCCAGCACUAUUGGACAUCACUCCAUCGUGUGAGGUGACGGCGGUUGGCUGUGGCUCCCGACACACAGCUGCAGUGACAUCUGCAGGUGAUCUCUACACAUGGGGAUGGGGUGAGUUUAAGUCUGACUGGACUGGUGUAGCAAAUAUUCUCAGUGACAGCAAUAUAAACUUUAAUACACAAAAGGGACAAUUUCUUUGUUUUCCCCUCAGGUCAGUAUGGUCAGCUGGGAUACGAGGCAUCCUGUUCCGACGAGCCGCACCGUGUGGAGUUCUUCACGAAACAACAGAUGCGUGUCGUCAAUGUGACAUGUGGGACGUGGAAUACUUUUGCUGCUGUAGUCAAGGAGGAAGUGGCAGCCUCUUAAAUAUGGAAUCCUAUAGAUAAACAUGGACUUUGUACUAUAUCCUUAAGGACUUGAAUUAAAGUAUUUGUAUAUGGUCAAAAAUGUGAAA
This is a messenger RNA of Phyllopteryx taeniolatus (common seadragon), 2491 nucleotides long. RefSeq names its product RCC1 domain-containing protein 1-like. The record is from RefSeq and is a predicted model, not a curated record. NCBI's taxonomy places the organism in Eukaryota, Metazoa, Chordata, Actinopteri, Syngnathiformes, Syngnathidae. The transcript is spliced from 7 exons. Bases 1182 to 2423 code for a protein of 413 amino acids.